UCAAGAUUAUUUGGUAUUUUUACGAUUGCAUGCUUCGGUCCCACCUUAAGGCCAGCUGUUUUUUUUUAAAUUAAAAGGGCUUUAGUUGCAACAUUUGAGUAGUAAAUUAUGGAUUUUUUUAUGAAAAUCAACCGUGAUGUUUGCUGCUUGUUUAUCAAGUAUAUAGCUAUCAACAAAAUGUAUGUAGGACUAACUUUUAAUAGUCUUAUUACCGUCACAAUUGGAAUCUUGGCCGCAGGAUAUUUUUGGAGGUAUCCAUCUCCCCAAAAGGCAGUCAGAAGACCUCCAAAUCCCGAAAAGCCCCUUCCCCCCUCGGAUUCACCAUUGUUUAGGUUUUCCCGAGCGGCCGUUUGUAGUGACAACAAUGUCUGCAGUCUUCUGUCUAAAAGUGCCAUGGAAAAAGGAGGAAGUGCUGUGGACGGGGCCCUUGUGGCUCUAUUUUGCACUGGGCUCAUCGGGAUGCAAAGCAUGGGACUGGGCGGCGGCAUGCUUAUGAAUAUAUAUAGCGACAAGGCGCGCAAGUCCUACAGCAUACUUGCUCGCGAAAUUGCUCCGCGUUUGCUACGGGAAAAGAACCUAUCGAUCUUCCGGGGUGAAAAAGAAUUUAAACAGUCUAGCUGGUCGAUUGCAGUGCCAGCUGAAAUGGCCGGGUAUGCUAUAGCCCACCAGAAGUUCGGGCAGUUACCCUGGUCAGAAUUAGUUGGUCCUACGGCGGAGCUGUGCCGCAAGGGAUACAGACUUUACAAGCACCAAUACGACGCCCUUGUUAUGAACCAAGAGAUGGUUAUGAGAGAUCCCGGCUUGCGAAACAUGUUUGUAAAUUCCGAAUCGGGGCAGUUUUGGCGUAUCGGCAGUCAUAUACACCCUCCGAUUCAAUUGUGCAACACAUACGAAAGGCUGGCUUCCGAAGGACCUUACAGCUUUUACAACGGAUCUAUUGCAAAUGAUUUGACAGCCGACUUAAGGGAAAUCGGCAGUGUCAUUGACAUGGAAGACCUAGUCAACACUAAUGCUACAUUCAGUGAAUCGGUCGUGAUACCGUUCGAUGAGUACGACCUGCAUCUAACUCCUCCUCCUGGCAGUGGCUACAUUCUGGGAUUUAUACUCAACAUUUUGCGAGAAUUCAGAGCGGAUUUUGCCGAAGCUCGAAGCAUUGGCGCUUUAGAGAUCCACCGGAUGGUGGAAGCUAUGAAGUUUGGGUUUGUUCAGCGUUGGCAGCUGGACGAAAAAUCUGAUAUUAACCUUUUAAAGAGACUGAUCAGUCCUGAGCUAUCCAAAUCCAUAGCUAAUAAAAUAGACGACUUAAUGACUUUUAACCAGUCAACAUACUAUGGAGCUUCUUCGGAUAUACGCACACGGAACGAAUACGGAACCGCCCAUAUCUCAGUGCUUCUUGACAACGAUGCCGUUUCAGUCACUAGCUCGAUAAAUUUUUAUUUUGGUAGCGGGCGCAUUGGCAAACGGACAGGUGUUCUAUUUAACAAUGGCAUGUCGGAUUUUUCCAUAGAACAGCUGCGAAACUAUUUUGAUUUGCCCUUUGUAAUGGGCAAAAAUAUACCUGCUCCAUCUUUACGACCCAUGUCCUCGAUGAGUCCGGUCAUUGUUACGGAACGCUCAUCGGGCAGAGUACGGCUGGUUGUCGGUGCGGCUGGCGGCACAAAAAUCAUUUCAUCAUUGGUUCCUCUAUUGGUGCGCGUCCUGUGGCAAAAGGCACACAUUAAAAAUGCCAUCGAUGCCAGUCGCAUCCACCAUCAGAUGUCGCCUAAUGUUCUUCUCUACGAAUAUGGGCUAAUGCAAAAUUUCGUUGAUCGAUUGCAGCAACUAGGACACAAAUGUGAGCGGUACGAGCACCGCGGAUCUGUAAUCUGCGGCAUCGCCCAGAAUAAUGGUUCUGUUUGGGCAAACUCUGAUUUUCGAAAACCUGGUGGAGUCUCUGGAUUUUGAGGACACAUAUAUCUUUAUUAGUCGCCUACACAUUCUUGCAUAAAAUAUACUUUCAUCGACUUGUUGUUAGGCGCAUAAAACGACAAGUAAUCGUAAAUAACAGUUUUCUGUUUUAUGAUUAAAUUGUUUUUUAUUAUAUUAUAUUUUACUUUUUAUAUCCUUACAGAAAAUUAUAAUUCCUUGCAUAAAUAUUCGCAUAUUGAAUAAUAAAUGAAUUUGUCAUUUUGUA
Messenger RNA from Drosophila ananassae, 2173 nucleotides. Its product is annotated as glutathione hydrolase 1 proenzyme. Bases 109 to 1944 code for a protein of 611 amino acids. Gene Ontology annotation, biological process: glutathione catabolic process. The transcript has 5 exons. NCBI's taxonomy places the organism in Eukaryota, Metazoa, Arthropoda, Insecta, Diptera, Drosophilidae. The record is from RefSeq and is a predicted model, not a curated record. Gene Ontology annotation, cellular component: plasma membrane. Gene Ontology annotation, molecular function: glutathione gamma-glutamate hydrolase.